CCCACAACUUCUUUGGUUGAAGAAUCUGAUAUUUGUGGUAGGGAUGUUGACAAGGAGGCAAUCAUUAAAAUGAUACUCUCAGAUGAUGCACGUGGCAAUGAGAUGAGUGUGAUUGCUAUAGUCGGCAUGGGAGGGAUGGGCAAGACCACCCUUGCUCAGUUUGUAUACAAUGACAAUAGGGUGAAGAAGCACUUUAAUAACCUUGAUGCAUGGGUUUGUGUUUCUGAAGAAUUUGACGUGUUCAAGAUAACGAAAACAAUUCUGGAGGCAGUAACUUCGUCAACUUGUGAUAUUAAGGAUCUAAAUCAACUUCAACUUAGACUAAGGGAGUGUUUAACGGGAAAGAAGUUUCUACUUGUUUUAGAUGAUGUUUGGAAUGAAACUUAUGUUCAAUGGGAGGCAUUGUGUAAACCCUUCAAAAAUGGGGCACAAGGAAGUAAGGUCCUUGUAACAACGCGUAAUAAUAGUGUUGUAUCAGUUGCUAGAGCUCUGUCUUAUCAUCUAAUGGAGUUACCGGAAGAAGAUUGUUGGUCACUAUUUGCAAAGCAUGCAUUCCAUGAUGGUAACUCUAAUGCACAUGGAGAGCUAGAAGUAAUAGGUAGAAAAGUCAUUGAAAAGUGCGGAGGCCUUCCAUUAGCAGUGAAGACAAUUGGUGCUUUAUUAAGAUCUAAACCAGAUGUUAAUGAAUGGGAUAAGAUAUUAAAGAGUGAAUUAUGGGAUUUGCCAAUUGAUGAGAUGGGUAUUCUUUCAGCUCUAAGGUUAAGUUACAAAUAUCUCUCUUCACCUCUAAAGCAAUGCUUUGCUUAUUGUUCAAUAUUCCCAAAGGAUUAUGCUUUCAAAAAAGAUCAAUUAAUCUUGUUAUGGAUGGCGGAAGGUUACAUAUAUCAACCCAAAAACAGAACAAUGGAAGAAGUUGGUAAUGAGUAUUUCCUCACUCUAGAAUCAAGAUCAUUAUUCCAAAAAUCAAGUGAUGACAAGUCAUGUUUUGUAAUGCAUGAUCUUGUGAGUGAUUUAGCAAAAUCUAUAUCUGGACAAUUUAUUUCAAGGUUGGAGGAUGGUUGUUCUCACGAGAUAGUAAACAAUACUCGCCACUUGUCCUAUUUUUUCAAACAAGAAUUUCAUAGCUUAAAGAAGUUUGAGACCCUUCAGAAAGCUAAGAGGUUGCACACUUUCCUACAUUUAGAUAUGUCAGGUUAUAAUUGGCCCGGUUACUACUUGAGUAAAAAAGUAGCACAUGAUUUACUGCCGACACUAAGAUGCUUACGGCUGUUUUCUCUGUCCAAGUAUAGGAACAUUACUGAAUUGCCAGAGUCAAUUGGCAAACUUAAACACCUACGUUACUUGGAUCUCUCUUUCACUGAAGUUCAAAGACUACCUGAUUCUAUAUGUCAAUUGUGCAAUUUGCAGACAUUGAGAUUGUCAAAUUGUAAAAAGCUUGUUGCGUUGCCAAGAGAUAUGUGGAAACUCAUUAGUUUACGUCAUCUUGAUAUUACCAAAACAGGCAUAAAAGAGAUGCCGAUACAUUUGGGUAGAUUAAAAUGCCUCCAGACGUUGACGAAAUUUAUCGUUGGCAAAGGUAGUGGGACUUGCAUUGGAGAGUUAGGAAAUUUUACAAAUCUUCAAGGGAUCGCUUUCUAUAUUGGAGCUCCAAAAUGUUGAAUCUCCUGUGAUGCUCUGAAUGCAAGCUUGAGGGAUAAAAAGUACCUCGAAGAAUUGGUAUUGGAAUGGAAUGUUGAUACUAAUUUCUCAGAAAGUCAAAGAAGUGUACUUGAUAGUCUCUGGCCCCAUACAAGCUUGAAAAGCCUCACUUUUAGAUACUACUGUGGUAAAACUUUUUCAGAUUGGGUAGGGCAUCCUUCAUUCUCUAAUGUAGCAUCUCUUGAGCUACAAAGUUGUAGGUAUUGCAGCAGUUUGCCACCCCUUGGGCAGCUACAAUCUCUGCAGAACCUCUAUAUUGCUGGUUUUGAUGAAGUUGUUACAGUGGGUCGUGAGUUUUUUGGUAGCGGUUCUUCUUCAUCUAAGCCAUUUGGUGCCCUCAAAGUUCUUAAGUUGGAGAAUAUGUGGAACUGGGGGGAAUGGAAUUAUUUUGGUGACGAAAAUGAGGGUGUAGGUUUUCCUCAACUUGAAAAGCUUUAUAUUAUCACGUGCCCUAAACUCACAGGAGGGUUGCCGGUCCAUCUUCCUUCUUUAGCCAUACUUGAUAUUAUUAAUUGUCAGCAACUGGUGGCUCCACUCCCAAGGACUCAUGUUAUACGUAAUUUGAGGUUGGAUGAUUGUAAUGGGGUUUUGUUAAAUGAAUGGCCACCUGGAAUGCAGAAGCUCGAAAUUGGAAGAUUUGAUCCACUAGAGUUCCUUCCCAAGGGAAUGAUAGACUCCAACGGCGGUCUUCAAGAGUUGGUGAUCCGUAGCUGUUCCUCACUUGUGUCCCUUCCUAAGGAUGGUCUUCCCUCUACAUUAAAAACCCUUGAGAUUAAUAGUUGUAUGAAGUUAGAGCUCUCAACAAACCUGGACUAUUCAUCCCUUGGAAAACUGUCGUUGUGGAAUUGUGAUUCUGUAAAGUCCUUUCCAUUAGAUUUAUUCCCAAAUCUUUAUCACAUCAAAAUCAGUUCGUGUAUCAAUUUGGAAUCUCUUACGGUUCCAGAAAAUUAUGAACAUGAUUUAGUCGCCUUGGAGAUUAAUAUCAGACAUUGCCAUAAUUUUGUUUCUUUUCCAAAAGGAGGAUUGCGUGCCCCCAAACUCACAACGUUUAGGGUCGAUGGUUGUGGCAGUUUGAGAUCACUUCCUGACAAAAUGCACAUACUCCUUCCGUCUCUUGAGUGUUUGGAUAUAUGGCAUUGUCCAAAAGUUGAGUCGUUUCCUGAAGGGGGGUUGCCUUCCAAUUUGAAAUCAAUUUUGAUCAUUGGUUGUGAAAAACUCAUUGCAAGUCGGAUGGGAUGGGGUUUGCAGAACCUCCCUUUUCUUAGAUCUUUGUCAAUCGGUGGCAAUUCUGAAGAUGUGGAGUCCUUCCCAGAGGAGCAGUUGCUGCCCACCAAUCUGACCUACCUUGGAAUAUGGUACUUUCCAAAUUUGAAAUUUUUGGACAAGAAAGGGAUUCAACACCUCAAUGCUCUUGAAAGAUUGAGUAUCUGGAACUGCCCUCAGCUCAAGUAUAUGCCGGAACAGGGGCUGCCUCCCUCCCUUUCUCUAUCAAUCUUGGAAUGUCCUUUGUUGAAGGAAAAGUUGCAAAGUAAAAAAGGAAAAGAAUGGUUCAAGAUUGCUCACCUGGAACAGAUAUGGAUUGAUUACAAAUGGAUUGAAUAAGCGAAAAGUCUGUCUAGCAAGAGUCCCCAAAUUUCGCAUGCUCCACCCACUUCACCACUUCAACGAUACGUCCACCAGAUGACAUGAACAACUCUGAUAAUGGGAUAAAGAAGUAGCAAAGCAGAAGAGAUUGCCAGAAGUUUGAAAAUAUUUUUAAUCAUUGUUGAUCUUGAUGCUUCCAUAGGCCAUAAUUUCAGCAGUAAUUUUGGUCAUUGCACAAUUAGUUUCGAUUACCAGGUAGUUUAUAUUCAGUUCACGUCUUGACUUUUCAAGCCCUAUGUUUGAAAUGCUUUGCAUUUCCAGUUUGUUUUUUAGAUACCAUAUUACAUGUACUGUUCCCUGUUUGCAGUCCUACCACCCUGUUUGCUUUCUUGGAGUUAUGAUAGCUUAAUUGGUUUUGCAAAAGGAAUAUAUGGGGCGAAGACUUUGGUGGGGUCUCCUUAUAUUUUAGCAACCUGUUAGUUGUGUCAGCUAAAAUGUAUCCUUGUUUAUAUGCAUGGAGAAACCAUGUGCUGCCAGCGGCUGAUGAAGCUGAAUCAAUAUGGACAAAUUAAAAAUUGGUUUUAUUAGACCAAGAUGAGGCUAAUCAGUACAAGAAACAUUACCGUAUUGAAUUAUUUGUGCUGCAAGUCAAUCCCCGCAUGUUGAAUUAUUCCGUCUCAAGUGUUGGGAGUACCUCAAAAAUUUCUUGAAAAUGGAGAAGUGAUGCAGCCGAACUUGCAAAUGCGCUCAUGGAGGAUCUUGAGUGAAGGAAGAAGGCUUCUGGAGUGGGAAGUUUUAUUCUGCAGGAGACAAAUCAUGCGUAACCUCUGCUUGACCUUGGCUCGAGCAAGAAUGUGACUAAUCAUAGGACAGAAAAUUCUCACAGCCCUCGCGCAACAUUGGCUCAAGUGAAGUUGUGACAGUUUUUAGUAAAGACUAUUUUGUAAUUUUGCUUUCCGCGUUGAACCCUAAAUUCUUUUCAAGCAUAACGAGACCGGCUUGACCGCCUAGUUGUUAUUGUAGUUCAGUUUUAUGAAUAAGAAUACUUGAGUGAGAGUUUCUCUUUUGUUUCCUAUAUUCAUGUGCUUGGCUUUAU
Messenger RNA from Corylus avellana, 4378 nucleotides. NCBI's taxonomy places the organism in Eukaryota, Viridiplantae, Streptophyta, Magnoliopsida, Fagales, Betulaceae. The record is from RefSeq and is a predicted model, not a curated record.